Molecule: messenger RNA, 2798 nt
Organism: Gymnodraco acuticeps
Lineage: Eukaryota; Metazoa; Chordata; Actinopteri; Perciformes; Bathydraconidae
Gene: nptnb
Product: neuroplastin b
Exons: 9
Coding region: 501-1685 (394 amino acids)
Source: RefSeq, a predicted model, not a curated record
CUGAGUCCUGCCAGCAUCUGUUCCUCUUUUUUUUUGUAUUGGAACACACACUUAUGUUUCGGCUACAUCUCUUCUCGUGGGGAAUAAUUUGUGCGCUAUACUUUUAUUUGUAACCACCGAACCGUGACCGCGAGUGCGCAAAUGCGCAUCGGUCUGCGCAUCUUUGAAUCUACAGAACUACACUGUGGACAAUCUCCCUGACAUCCAGAGACCUCUCUCCUCCGCAAUCCGACGAGGCUUCUUCACCGCCUAUGGCCGCACAUCGGCAUCCCUGAGCCGCUGGCCUCGUCCCGGACCUUUUCACCCAUCGCUGUCCUCAGAAAGUCUUUGAAGAAGGGAGGCGUUUUACACAUUUUGUAAAAUUAUCCACCGCUGACAAUUUUUUUUAAAAGAACCCGGUGCUAUGCAGGGCCCAUCUCUCUAGAUCUUGUGAUUAAUACACGAUCUCUCCUCCCACAUUCGUCCGACCGAGACCCUGGUCCUCUCUUCGAACCCCAGCAAUGCAUCCUAACGCAGUGAUGCUGGCGCUGGUCCUUUUGGGGAACUUGAUGCUGCCUCUCAUCUCGGCUCAAAACGCUGGGUUUGUGAAGUCGCCAAUGUCUGAGACUAAGCUUACGGGGGACACCUUUGAGCUGUACUGCGACGUGGUCGGUAACCCCACUCCGGAGAUCCAGUGGUGGUACGCUGAGAUCAACCGAGCUGACUCCUUCAAGCAGCUGUGGGACGGAGCCCGCAAGCGUCGGGUAUCCAUCAACACGGCCUACGGCGCCAAUGGGGUCAGUGUGCUCGGCAUCACGCGUCUCACACUGGAGGACUCUGGGACCUAUGAGUGCCGGGCCAGCAACGACCCCAAGCGCAAUGACCUCCGACAAAACCCUGCCACCACCUGGAUCCGCGCCCAGGCCACCAUUUCGGUGCUACAGAAACCAAAGAUCAAUGCCACCGAUCAGAUCGUCCUGACGGGGGAGUCUCCUGUCAAACCCGUGACCCUGCAGUGUAACCUCACCACCGCCCAUACUCCACACAGAGAGAGCUUCUGGGUGAAGAACGGACUGGAAAUCACAAACACACGGACAGAACUGAAGCACACAUCACACAGAAUCGUUAAACCACGGGCAGAUGAUUCUGGCGAAUACAUGUGUGUUUACACAUUUGACAUGGCACCGAAUGCAAAUGCUACAAUUGAAGUAAAAGCAAAACCUGCAAUCCAUGGUCACAAGCGAAGUGAGAAUAAAAACGAGGGGGAAAAUGCAAUGCUUUACUGCAAGUCUGUCGGGUACCCACAUCCCACCUGGACAUGGCGUAAAAUGGACGGAACAUCUUACACGGACAUCGACAACUCCACUGGUCGCUUCUUCAUCACCAUCAGAGACAACUACACAGAGCUCAACAUACUGAAGCUGGAUAUACUCACCGAUCCUGCCGUUUACCAAUGCAAUGCCACUAGUGUGAUUGGAAACACUGCCGAGACCACCAUUCUACGGGUGCGGAGCAACCUUGCACCGCUUUGGCCUUUCCUGGGUGUGCUUGCAGAAAUUAUUAUCCUAGUAGUCAUCAUCGUUGUGUACGAGAGACGCAAGAAUCCAGACGACAUUAUUGAAGACGAUGAACCAGCGGUACCAAUGAAAACAAAUUCAACAAACAACCACAAGGAUAAAAACAUUCGCCAGAGGAAUGCAAAAUAAGCAAUUUACUCAAAUGAGAUGGCUAAACUGCAGUUUCUGGAGGUAUCAGAGGUGGAGAGAGCUCCGGGCAGUUUCGAAAAAAAGCAUAUCUUGUCUCAUUGUAUGAGAAACAAUAUCAGCAUAACACUGGCAACAAAAAGAACAUAAUGGCUGUCUUAAGCAUGCCUUAUUCAGUCUAUCGUGGAGGUUUCAGGAUGACGAAUAAUGACUAAACCACCACAAAGGUGUACACAUUUUAAUGUGCUGUUGAUGUCUCCUUUAUUGAUUUAAUCAUAUCCUCAAAUGAGGUGAUCCCUUUUGUAUUACAUAUCAUGUACAAUGCAUGCAAGGUAAUUACGCAAUAGGAUACUCAGAAUAGAGAUUUUCUGUUGUUAUCCCCGUGUGGCUUUUUUUGCAUCUAAAAUGACCUAUGUUUUUUAUGGAGUCAUCCCUAUAAUAUAUACAUGUAUAUGUAUAUAUAUACAUAUAUAUAGUUUGUUUUAUUCUUGACAAUUUGUACAGCAUAUCAUGGUCAUUUAACUGUUUGAUUUUGUGACGAUGAGUCCACUUUUAACAGAACUUUUAUUGUGAAGCAACGGCUUCAAUGACUGGCAGUAUUUACAUUUAAUUGAGAGUGCUUACAGAAAAUGACUCCUGUGUGUUUAUCUAUCUAAACGAAAAGUGUAUUAUUAUUUUUUUCUUUCCAGAGUAACUUAGGUGUCUUGUAUAUGUUGAAGUAUGAGUGUUCAAAUGAUAGGAAAUCUGUAAAAGAUUUUUUUUUUUUUUAUAUUUCCCAAUUUCAUUGAUUGAUUUUUACUUUCUAUUUGUUCUCUCUUUAACUGUAUAGCAUGGCUAUAAUCCUAUGCAAUAUGUAUUCUUAAAUAGAUAUAUGGAGGGCAGUUUGUUUAACUCAGUGAAGCUUUAAUAUUGUGGGAUCACUUGGAAGCUGGCAUAGCAACAUUCACGGCUGUAGCUGCAUGACUCCUCUUUCAAUACGAUGUAUAAAUGUGUGUUGCGGUGGGAAUGGGCCGGCGUUAAGGUGGGACCAGAGGGACCAGAGUAUAUAGCCACGAUCAAACAUAUGAGUGAGACCAAUAUUUUUUUUCUGAAUAAAAAUGUAAAAAAAUGAAACCA